CUGGAUACUACUGUAGGUCUAAUUUAGAAGUCCUUCAUUGUCUUGUUGCUCUUUUAUUUAGCAGAGAUAUCUUCACAGAUCACAGUCCUUAGGUGGAUUGUGGAACAUCCGUGACCCUGUCAUGGGAAAAACAGGGGACAGGUCUGUGCAGCUUAACUCACCAUCAGAGCUCAAGCAGGCUGCACCAUUUGAGGAGAUUAACCACAGUCUGACUUCUGCUCUGGAUGAGAGCAAGAAGACCAUUCCUGAGCGAGGUACCUGGAAGGGCAAGUUCGACUUCCUACUAUCCUGCAUAGGAUAUGCCAUUGGCCUGGGAAAUGUUUGGAGAUUCCCAUAUCUUUGUGGGAAAAAUGGUGGCGGGGCAUUUCUUAUUCCUUACUUUACUACACUGGUGUUUGCUGGGAUUCCUCUAUUUCUGCUGGAGACUGCACUAGGACAGUACACAUCAGUGGGAGGACUAGGCGUCUGGAAACUCAUACCCAUGAUGAAAGGUGUAGGUCUGGCUGCUGCAGUUUUGUCCUUUUGGCUUAACAUCUACUACAUUGUAAUUAUCUCCUGGGCCCUCUACUACCUAUUCAGCUCCUUCAGAUCAGAGUUACCUUGGCAGAGUUGUGAUAAUCCCUGGAACACCGAUCAGUGUUUUUCUAACUACAGCCUGACUGACACCACCAACCUCACCAGUGCUGUAACUGAAUUUUGGGAGAGGAACAUGCACCAGCUGACCAGUGGCCUGGAAGAGCCGGGUGAGCUGCGUUGGCCGCUGGCUGGGACUCUUGCUCUAGCCUGGGUUCUUGUCUAUUUUUCCAUCUGGAAAGGGGUUGAAUGGACUGGAAAGGUGGUUUAUUUCUCUGCUACUUAUCCAUACUUCAUGCUCUUCAUCCUGUUUUUCCGAGGCAUCACUCUCCCAGGGGCUAAAGAUGGCAUUCUGUUCUACAUCACUCCAGAUUUUAACAAGCUCCAGAAAUCUGAGGUGUGGCUGGAUGCUGCCACCCAGAUCUUUUUUUCUUAUGGUCUGGGUCUAGGUUCUCUGAUUGCUUUGGGCAGCUACAAUACCUUCAAUAACAAUGUAUACAGAGAUGCCAUCAUUGUGUGCUGCAUAAACUCCUUCACCAGCAUGUUUGCUGGAUUAGUCAUCUUCUCUGUUGUAGGAUUCAUGUCCUACAUCACCAAAAAACCAAUCCAGGAGUUGGCUGCAUCAGGUCCAGGUUUGGCAUUUUUGGCAUAUCCUCAGGCUGUGUCUCAGCUUCCCAUGUCCUCUCUGUGGGCCAUUCUCUUCUUCUCCAUGCUUCUCAUGCUUGGAUUAGACAGUCAGUUUUGUACUGUGGAAGGUUUCAUCACAGCUUUGGUAGAUGAAUAUCCCACCAUUCUAAGAAAGAGGAAAAAGAUAUUCAUUCUCCUGGUGUGCGUUAUAUCAUUCAUCAUUGGCUUGUCAAACAUCACACAGGGUGGCCUGUAUGUGUUCAAGCUAUUUGACUACUACUCAGCCAGUGGCAUGUGUCUCCUCUUCCUAAUCUUCUUUGAGACAGUUGCCAUAGCCUGGUUUUAUGGAGCAGAGCAGUUCUAUAGAAACAUUGAGGAGAUGAUCGGCUAUCGGCCGUGUGGCUGGUGGAAACUCUGUUGGCUCUACUUCACUCCAUCAAUUUGUUUGGGAGUUUUCACUUUCAGUGCAAUAGAGAUGACGCCAUUGACAAUGGGCAAGUACGUGUUCCCAGGCUGGGGACAGGGCAUCGGCUGGUUAAUGGCUCUAUCAUCCAUGCUUCUCAUUCCUGGAUACAUCAUUUACAUGUUCAUCAGUAUCAAGGGAAGCAUUCGUCAGCGCUGGCACAAAAUGACAAAGCCGACCGAAGAAGCUGCACCAAAAGAUGACAACCAUUUAACAUGGCAACAUUAUCAAGAAAGAAUUAUGAGUGAAGCUUCUGUCUGAUGUCACCUGAAAACUAAGGCCACCCCAGAAAAGCACAACGUUAAUAUUUGUUAUUUUCUUUGUGGUAUCUCAAGACAGUAUACAAAUAUGAAGUUGUAAUAUACUGUAAGAAUAUGAAAGACUCACUCGAACAACAUACUUAUGCCUUUUUCAGGAUGCAAUUUUAACUUGCAGAAUGUACAUAGUAUGAGAAUAAUACCUUUUUUUCCCCCUUAACAUACAAAUUAUUGUAUACCUAUAUUUAAAUGUAGAAAAUGUACAGUAUAUACAGUACAAGUUAUCUUUCUUGGUCAUUUCAUUUUAUUGCCACAUAACAUCACUGAGAUUAGACCUGACCAACCCCAGAUACCUUCAACCCCAGAUCAUAAAACUGCCUCCAAAGGAUGGUAGUAUACAUGGGUGGUACUUCGUUGGUACAGCAGGCACUAUGCAUGGGUGCACUUUCCUUCUUACCCUGACAUGCCCAUCAUUUUGAAAUAAAGUCAAUCUGAACUCAUCAGCCCACAUGACCUUUUUCCAAUGCUCUAAAGUCUAAUAUUUAGCUUCCUAGCAUAUGCCUUGGCUACAGCCACAAAACUGUUUAGUCCACAUUC
Molecule: messenger RNA, 2517 nt
Organism: Clarias gariepinus (North African catfish)
Lineage: Eukaryota; Metazoa; Chordata; Actinopteri; Siluriformes; Clariidae
Gene: slc6a1l
Product: solute carrier family 6 member 1, like
Exons: 15
Coding region: 122-1924 (600 amino acids)
Biological process (GO): neurotransmitter transport; sodium ion transmembrane transport
Cellular component (GO): plasma membrane
Molecular function (GO): gamma-aminobutyric acid:sodium:chloride symporter activity
Source: RefSeq, a predicted model, not a curated record